AUGGAAACAGCUCCUUUUGCUGGUGACACUGUCUCAAGUGUUGUUGCUGCGGUUAUUAUAUACAAGUUGAUCAUUCCCAAUCGAGGUUCCGUUGGCGCGUACCUGUUGGGAUGGGGUGUCAUUAUUCCAUUGUCGCUGUGGAUACCCUUUGAAAUGAUGGAAGCGUUUGAUCUUCGAAACAAAAUUCUCAAAAUGUGCGUCUCUCUUGUACCCAUGAUCGUGGUCUUUCGGUCUAUUGAAGCCAUGUACGAUACAUCGCCUCCUGUAGUGGAAUACUCCUUGGCCAAUUAUGUGACCUACUACACUUGUACCAUUCAUCAUGUAUGGGAUCCCAAAACUAAUGGCAGAGUCAGAGUCAACACACAACAAUUCAUUAGCACCUUUCUACGGGUCGUCUAUUACUAUCAUUUGCAAUCCCUGUCACUUUCCUUUCAAAUGCACGUUGACUUUAAACCGUUCAAAUCGGAUCCAGUGGUUUUGGAUGAAUUCCAUGUGACCAGGUUUUGGGAACUACUACGACCGGAUCAUAUUGCCAAUGCCUACCUUAUCGUACUACACCUCUACUUUUAUUUAUUGGUGGGUUUUGAACUCACCAACUUUGGGGAGAACAUUAAAGGAUACUUGACCAAACCAACCUUCAAAAACCCUAUAUGGACAUCCAAAAGCCCCACUGAUUUCUGGGGACGCAAAUGGAAUCUCUUGAUUCACGACAUUCUCAAGGGUGGUGCCUUUUUGCCGGCCCGCAAAUAUGUCAGUACGCCCUUGGCAGUAAUGUGGUCCUUUAUCUGUUCGGGGCUGAUGCAUGAUUAUAUGUGGGCAGUGAUAUUUUAUCAUCAUGGAUACGAAAAGGAUCCGGAGACUGGAAUUUGCGAGGAUUGUUUCAGUCCCUCCCCUCUCAAAUUGACGGCCUUUUUUGUGUGGAAUGCCAUGAUGAUGCUGCUCGAGAGACCUGUGAGCAGGUGGGCACCCAUGCAAUGGAUGGCCAACAAUCUGCCACUCACAAUCAUAUCUAGUCUGGUGGGCUUGACAGCCUUGCCAGUCACACAUUGGUAUACAGGAGAUUGGGCGGUGGGCGGUUUCUUUGCAGACUAUGCCGUGGCUUUGUGGGCCAUCAAAAAGCUAUGA
Molecule: messenger RNA, 1125 nt
Organism: Seminavis robusta
Lineage: Eukaryota; Bacillariophyta; Bacillariophyceae; Naviculales; Naviculaceae
Source: the annotation of a GenBank genome assembly